Eutrema salsugineum is the source of this 2004-nucleotide messenger RNA. RefSeq lists its product as uncharacterized. The coding region runs from base 1 to 2004 and encodes 667 amino acids. Lineage: Eukaryota; Viridiplantae; Streptophyta; Magnoliopsida; Brassicales; Brassicaceae. The transcript has 3 exons. The record is from RefSeq and is a predicted model, not a curated record.
AUGUCGAACCGUUCCGACGACUCGUUAGAUCCGCUUUUCCACUACGAGCCGAGCCGUAUAGACGCUGAGGCGAGGGGUGCGAUGGAUUCUUCCGAGGCGUCUGCUUCGCCGAGCCGUUCUCACCGUCCAUCUGACGAGGCGUCAAAUGAUGAAAACCCAUCAGAUGUCGGCUCUCCGGAUGGCGAGCCGUCGGUUUCGACGAGCCGUCCCCAGGAUCCCGCUCCUAACGAGGGCAUUAACCGAGCCGCGCUCAAGGCCGAGGAGGAGGCAUUUCCCUUUGAUCUUUUCGAGGCGAAGCUUGAGUUGGAAUGCCUCCUGGCGUCCCGAGGUGCUUUCACAUCUGGGCGAACGCCGAGAGUUAAGAGGCAAAAACCCGACCCGCCUGGGUCUUCACUCUGCUCCCUUGAGUCACUCGAAGUGUUGAGGCAUCGCUUCGGAAUAUCCGAGGCGGUAGAGUUCGUUGUCCUAGAGAAAAGCGACCGCCCCGACAACCCUCCAGAGAAUCAUUUCACUCUGUACGAGGCGUUCUUCGAGCUUUGCUUCCUCUGGUUCCCAAUCCCCGGAGUGAUCCUCGAAUACCUUUGGAAACACGGGAUCUCGAUCGGGCAGAUUAUGCCGAGGGGACUGCGGCAUAUGAUCGGCAUUUUAGUCCGAAGCUUCGAAUGCGGUCUUGACAUUGAGCUGAACCACCUGCUGAACUUGCUGGAAAUCAGGAAGGCUCCGAAAAGAAACAGGUUCUAUAUUUCCAACAAGGCGAAACGACGGAUUAUCGGCGGUUUUCCCAGCAAGGACCAGCUCUGGACUGAACGCUUCUUCUACGUUUUAGUGAACGAGGUGUCGGUCGGCGAGGAUUACGUUUGCCGAACCAAGACCGCCUGGGGACCACUUGUUCGUUGCUAUCUUCCCCCGAUUCCCGACGAUCUGUUCACCGUUCGAGAUUCUCUUUCGGCGCGGAAGGUUAACUGGAGAAAGAAUUUCACCCUCGAGAGGGUAGAGAAGGCGCGAGCCAUUCUUGCAGGAGUUCCCGUCAGCUCUUCAUCCUCCAGCUCCUCCAGAGAUACCCGCGAAAAGAUGGUGAUCUUAACCCUCCGAGAAAGGAAGAGACGCGAACAGGAAGAAGCCGCUAGACGAGCUGCCGAGGCGGCUCGGGCGCAGGCCGAGGUGGUUCCGGCGCAAGCCGAGGUGGUUUCGGCGCAAGCCGAGGCCACCCCUCAAACCGACCCGCCGAACUGGGAUGAGACGACCCGAGCUGCGGAGGGUAAUACGACCGAGGUGGUCGAAAGAGAUGUGGCGCCCGAGGUGGAACAGGGCGAAAUUGUUCCCGAGGCGUCUGGGGGCGAUUCAGCGGUUCGGAACAAAGAGCCUUCGAACUCCGCUAUUCUAGCCCUCCCGAAGUCGACGAGGCCCCCGACUUCCGUCGUGCAGAAACACGACCCGAGCCGAAAACGUUCGGCUGCUGCUAAAGGGAAGGGGGUCGCUGUUGAGAGGGACGAGCCGUCCAAGAAGAGACGGAAGCCGACGUCUGGAGAAUCCGCCGCGCGCAAGUUGGUCGUCGAUGACCCCGACGCCUCCGCCAUAAUUUUCUCGCGUGGCGAAAUUGUUCCCGAGGCGUCUGGGGGCGAUUCAGCGGUUCGGAACAAAGAGCCUUCGAACUCCGCUAUUCUAGCCCUCCCGAAGUCGACGAGGCCCCCGACUUCCGUCGUGCAGAAACACGACCCGAGCCGAAAACGUUCGGCUGCUGCUAAAGGGAAGGGGGUCGCUGUUGAGAGGGACGAGCCGUCCAAGAAGAGACGGAAGCCGACGUCUGGAGAAUCCGCCGCGCGCAAGUUGGUCGUCGAUGACCCCGACGCCUCCGCCAUAAUUUUCUCGCGUGUAAAUAACGCGAACACGCGUCUUCCUCCUCCGGAGAAGUUGAGGAGGCCGAGGUCCUACGGCGCAAUGGCGCAGCGCGGGACCAAGGUACAUUCCAUUUUGCUUUCCUUUGCUUUCGUGAAUUUUCGCUAA